GGCUUGGCGAUUAGUUGACCAGUUAGGCUUGGCGAUUAGUUGACCAGUUAGCCUUGGCGAUUAGUUGACCAGUUAGCCUUGGCGAUUAGUUGACCAGUUAGCCUUGGCGAUUAGUUGACCAGUUAGCCUUGGCGAUUAGUUGACCAGUUAGCCUUGGCGAUUAGUUGACCAGUUAGCCUUGGCGAUUAGUUGACCAGUUAGCCUUGGCGAUUAGUUGACCAGUUAGCCUUGGCGAUUAGUUGACCAGUUAGCCUUGGCGAUUAGUUGACCAGUUAGCCUUGGCGAUUAGUUGACCAGUUAGCCUUGGCGAUUAGUUGACCAGUUAGCCUUGGCGAUUAGUUGACCAGUUAGCCUUGGCGAUUAGUUGACCAGUUAGCCUUGGCGAUUAGUUGACCAGUUAGCCUUGGCGAUUAGUUGACCAGUUAGCCUUGGCGAUUAGUUGACCAGUUAGCCUUGGCGAUUAGUUGACCAGUUAGCCUUGGCGAUUAGUUGACCAGUUAGCCUUGGCGAUUAGUUGACCAGUUAGCCUUGGCGAUUAGUUGACCAGUUAGGCCUGGCGAUUAGUUGACCAGUUAGCCUUGGCGAUUAGUUGACCAGUUAGUGCUGGAAUAGAUCAAAUAAGUGAAAGAGACUGGCUAGUGAUACUGGAGGAGCGAUUUGGGAAAUGAUUGAAUUCUGUUACAUAGCACCCCACUGCAAACAUGCUAUAUAUAUGGCUGGGGGAGAUUCCGUGAGAGGUUUCAAGUAUUGUAUGGUAUUCAGGGUCUUGUAUGGUAUUUAGGGUCUUGUAUGGUACUCAGUCCUGUAUAGUAUUGUAUGGUACUCAGUCCUGUAUAGUAUUGUAUGGUACUCAGUCCUGUAUGGUAUUUAGGGUAUUGUAUGGUACUCAGUCCUGUAUGGUAUUUAAGGGUAUUGUAUGGUAUACAGUCCUGUAUAGUAUGUAGGGUCUUGUAUGGUACACAGUCCUGUAUGGUAUUUAGGGUAUUGUAUGGUAUUCAGUCCUGUAUAGUAUUGUAUGGUAUUCAGUCCUGUAUGUACUGUAUGGUACACAGUCCUGUAUUGUAUGAUAUACAGUCCUGUAUGGUAUUUAGGGUCUUGUAUGGUAUACAGUCCUGUAUAGUAUUUAGAGUAUUGUAUGGUAUACAGUCCUGUAUAGUAUUUAGGGUAUUGUAUGGUAUACAGUCCUGUAUAGUAUUUAGGGUCUUGUAUGGUAUACAGUCCUGUAUAGUAUUUAGGGUAUUGUAUGGUAUACAGUCCUGUAUAGUAUUUAGGGUAUUGUAUGGUAUACAGUCCUGUAUGUAUAUUAGGGUAUUGUAUGGUAUGCAGUCCUGUAUAUUAGGGUCUUGUAUGGUAUUUAGGGUCUUAUAUGGUAUACAGUCCUGUAUGGUAUUUAGGGUAUUGUAUGGUAUUUAGGGUAUUGUAUGGUAUACAGUCCUGUAUAGUAUUUAGGGUCUUGUAUGGUAUACAGUCCUGUAUGUAUAUUAGGGUAUUGUAUGGUAUACAGUCCUGUUUUAUAUGUGUCUGAUGUCUGAAUGAAGGCGAUGACAGACAACCCCAGGAGGCCCACCAUGCAGGAAAUGGCCAGGAAGUAUAGCAGCGACCCAGAGAAGCGUCUGAACAAGAGGCUGGGGAUGAGCCUCCCCAACCUGGGAGAGGAGCGCCAUCUCAACCUCCUCAGACAAACCUCCCUCAAGAAGAUCAUUAUCCCUGACAGUGCCUUCAAGAUCCCGCCCAAGCCUGUGAAGAUCUUCAAGCUGCCAGAAUUUCCUCCUCCCAUGGUGCACCACCAUGUCCAGAACUACUAUGGAGAGUUGAUCAUACUACUGGGGAAGGCCAUCCUCUGUGUUCCUGAGAACUCCACACUCCUGGCCAGGUACUUCUACCUCCGCGGCUUCAUGAACACGCUGUGUUCCAAGCGUCUUGACGCCCUCAGCGACUUCCAGAACCUCUACAAGACGGACAUCGAGAUCUUCCCCGCCGACCUGGUGAAGGCGCUAGUGGACUCGCUGCAGAAGGACGAGCGCUCCCAGGUGGACCGGCGGCCAGAGCUCAUGCGGCUCAUUUUCAAGGUGAAGACAGACAACGAGAUGGUGCUGGUCCAAGCUGACGACCACGUGAAGAAGUUCCAGCUCCCUAAGACCCACAUGCUGCAGGAGGACUUUGUGAAGUGCAUCCAGGAGUCUGGGAUUGUGAAAGACGUCGCCACCAUCCAUAGGCUGUUUGAGGCUCUCACUGUGGGGCAACAGAAGCAGAUUGACCCAGAGGUGUUCCGUGUGUUCUACACCUUCUGGAAGGAGACGGAGGUGGAGGCCCAGGACGUUCACCUGCCAGCUGAGGUCAUAGAGCACCUUGACAACAACGAGUGUGUCUACAAGCUGUCCUGCUCCAUCAAAACCAACCAGGGAGUGGGUAAGAUCGCCAUGACACAGAAGAGGCUCUUCCUGCUCACUGACGGGAGGCCUGGGUUUAUCGAGAUCACCAAGUUCAGAGACAUAAAGGAGGUGAAAAUCUCCUUUGCUCCUUUCCUGCUGUUGAAGAUCCCGUCUCUGAAGAUCAAGUGCAGUCUGAGGAAGGAGGUGUUUGAGGCCAACCUGAAGUCUGCGUGUGACCUGUGGAAUCUCAUGGUCAGAGAGAUGUGGGCUGGGAGGACGAUGGCAGACGACCACAAGGAUCCUCAGUACAUGCAGCAGGCUUUGACUAACGUCUUGCUCAUGGAUGCUGUGGUUGGGUGCCUUCAGAGCCAGAAGGCCGUAUUUGCCGCUUCCAAACUGGCAUACUUUGACAGAGUGAAGCGUGAAGUUUCUAUGAUGGUUCCAAAGACAACAUCGGAGACGUUGAAACACAAGAUCAAUCCAUCACUAGACCUCCCAGCUCCACAGACUGUACACGUCUUACUCUACACACCAGGCCAGUUGAGUUACUCGGAGGCAGACGGAGAUGGGAACCCCAAGCUGUGGUGUGCCCUCAGUGGUGGGAGGGUGGUUGUGUUUGAUGCAGCCAGCUGGUCCAUGCAGCAGAACUGUGUUCAAGUGGGAUCCUCCCAACUGAACUGCAUGCUGGGAUUGGACCAGGAUCAAGUAUGGAUUGGCUCUCAGGAUUCCAUCAUUUACAUAAUUGACACUCGCAGCAUGUCCUGCAAUAAGCAGCUGACAGAGCACAGGCAUGAGGUUAUGGACUUUGCCCUGGAGGAGAGUGACAAGAUGAGCCAGACAUACUCCUGUAGUGCCGAUGGAACAGUCAUUCUGUGGGACCUCUCAACGCUAAAAGUGAAAAAGCAGUUUCAACUGGCCUGUGAUUGGCUUAUGUCCAUUCAGCUCUUCAAUGGAACACUGUGGUGCUGUGCCAGAGACGGCAUCGUUGAGCUGAGGAAGGACGGAACCCCACAUCGUAAGAUGACACUUCCUGAGGAUCUACGGAGCAUGCCCACUGAGUUCAGCAGCCUCAUCCUCUUCGUAGAGAGGGGGCAGUUGUGGACGAGCUGUUCUGAUUCUGACGAGCUCUGUCUCUGGCACUGUAAAGACCUGACCAAGCCUUUCCUGAGGGUGCAGCUGCAGAACUGUACAGGGGUCAACUGUAUGAUCAAGGUUAAGAAUCAGAUCUGGGUUGGCUGCAGCGGGCCGAGCCCUGACCAAUGCAGGGUGAGUGGGAAGAUCUACAUAGUGGACACAGAGAGCCACAGUGUAGAGAAAGAGCUGAUGGCCCACACAGACAGUGUCCAGGCACUGUGCUCUGCAGAGGGCCGCUAUGUACUCAGCGGCUCCGCCUGCCAGGAUGGCAAAAUCGCCAUUUGGAAGGUUGAGUAGAGGACGAGUAGCCUGGUCCAGUAUCUGUUUGUGUGGUUUUGCCAACUCUUAAGUGAAUCAAAUGUUUGGCACAACAAUGACCGGAGUUUCCUAAACAGCAGAAAUAGAUGUGGGACCAGGUUCGAGGAAGAGCCCUACAGACCCUGAGGAGUCCUACAGGUCUGAAGAGGCUAUAAACGCCUCAAACUCAACUCUGGACCUGGAAGCCAGUUCCACUGCUUUGUUUCAUUGUUCCCCUUUAAUCAGGGACUGAUUUAGACCAGGGACACCAGGUGGUUAUAAUGAAUUAGCAGGUAGAACAGAAAAGCAGCAGCUCCACCACGCUGCUCCACCUUGUGGUCUGCCCCCCAACCCCACCACUCCACCUUGUGGUCUGCCCCCCAACCCCACCACUCCACCUUGUGGUCUGCCCCCCAACCCCACCACGCUGCUCCACCUUGUGGUCUACCUCCCAACCCCACCACGCUGCUCCACCUUGUGGUCUGCCUCCCAACCCCACCACUCCACCUUGUGGUCUGCCCCCCAACCCCACCACGCUGCUCCACCUUGUGGUCUACCUCCCAACCCCACCACGCUGCUCCACCUUGUGGUCUGCCCCCCAACCCCACCACGCUGCUCCACCUUGUGGUCUGCCCCCCAACCCCACCACGCUGCUCCACC
This is a messenger RNA of Salvelinus fontinalis (brook trout), 4463 nucleotides long. RefSeq names its product DENN domain-containing protein 3-like. Gene Ontology annotation, molecular function: protein binding. The transcript is spliced from 13 exons. The coding region runs from base 1533 to 3803 and encodes 756 amino acids. Gene Ontology annotation, biological process: regulation of Rab protein signal transduction. Gene Ontology annotation, cellular component: cytoplasmic vesicle. NCBI's taxonomy places the organism in Eukaryota, Metazoa, Chordata, Actinopteri, Salmoniformes, Salmonidae. The record is from RefSeq and is a predicted model, not a curated record.